Hypoxylon trugodes is the source of this 1633-nucleotide messenger RNA. Its product is annotated as Zn-dependent exopeptidase. Bases 184 to 1395 code for a protein of 403 amino acids. Gene Ontology annotation, biological process: proteolysis. The transcript is spliced from 2 exons. The record is from RefSeq and is a predicted model, not a curated record. Gene Ontology annotation, molecular function: metalloexopeptidase activity. NCBI's taxonomy places the organism in Eukaryota, Fungi, Ascomycota, Sordariomycetes, Xylariales, Hypoxylaceae.
CCAUUUCAAGCUCCCGGAUGACCUGUGAUCUUCAACUAACUCACCCCUCAACAACAAUAGCAACUUGUUGAAGUUAUAUACACUUUUAUUUCGUUUUCAUAUUUUAGUACUCUACUUCAUCUCAAUAACGUUAUAUCAAACCAGUAGUCUUUUUCGUUCGUUAGUUAAACGUAAUUCGCCACGAUGAAGGCGUCUCUUCUCGCUCUCCUCCUGCCUGCGGCAGCUAGUGCUCGUUUCAUCGAAGCAAACGAAGCUAAUCGUAUCCUCCCUUACACCGGUGCUCUUGUAGAAGAGGUAGAAGCUCCGGAAAAGUUCCUAAUCGAGCUAUCUCCUGGUGAGACGGCUUGGGUAACUGAAGAGGAGAAAUGGCAACUCCUUCGUGAAGGACAACAUUUCAUGGACGUCACAGAAAACGGCGACCUCGGCUCGUUGCGUACCGCUUCCAAGGCCACUCCCGUCUUUCCCGAGAAAGUACAACUUCAAUCCGAAAUCCACCCACUACUAAAGAACCUCUCCAAGGACUUGAUAAAGGAACACCUUGAAAAGUUUACGAGCUUCCACACACGAUAUUACAAGUCCGAUUACGGUCGUCAAUCGUCCGAGUGGCUGCUAUCGAAGGUACAAGAGACAAUCAAGGAGGCAGGUGCUGACAAGUACGGCGUCAGAGCCGAACACUUUAAGCACUCAUGGGGUCAGAACUCGAUUAUCGCAACAAUUCCCGGCAAGUCGAACUCGACUGUUGUUAUUGGUGCUCACCAAGAUUCGAUUAACCUAUGGUUGCCGUCUAUCCUUGCGGCUCCUGGCGCUGAUGAUGACGGAAGUGGUACUGUUACGAUCCUCGAGGCCUUCCGCGUCCUUCUCUCUUCGGAGGAUGCCAUUAAUGGCAACGCUGAAAACACGAUCGAGUUUCACUGGUACAGCGCUGAGGAGGGCGGUCUUCUUGGUAGCCAGGCCAUCUUCUCGGCCUAUGAGAAGCAGAGCCGUGAUGUGAAGGCUAUGCUACAACAAGACAUGACGGGUUAUGUUCAAGGAACGCUGGACGCUGGCAAACCCGAGAGUGUUGGUGUGAUCACUGACUUCGUCGACCCUGGCCUGACUACCUUUAUCAAGAAAGUCAUCGAGGAGUACUGCGAGAUUCCUUGGGUUGAGACCAAGUGCGGCUACGCCUGUUCUGACCACGCGUCUGCCUCCAAGGCCGGAUACCCUUCCGCCUUUGUGAUAGAGUCAACUUUUGGCGAAUCCGACCAGCAUAUCCACAGCACUGAUGAUUUGAUCAAGUACCUAUCCUUCGAUCACAUGCUUCAGCACGCGCGAAUGACCCUUGCGCUUGUCUAUGAGCUUGGCUUCACCAACUUUGCGAAGCUGGAGAGCCAAAACCAGAUGGGCGAGUUGUAGAGCAAUCUUGUUACAUUAGGCAUAACAUUGUACCAGCGAUUAUUGAGAUUAAUUAUAGUUGAUAUCGGCACACGAGGAAUUAUCGAAGUUUAUGAAGUGUGUAUUGAACGCAUUAGGAUAGCGAUGAGGGAAGUAGAUUAAGCCCUUUGAUGUAUAGGCUGUACGAGUUUUUGAUUGGGCAGCGGUUCAUAGAAACAAAUCUUACAGGUAGAAAUUCAAUUCUAUGGGUAUUCCUGCA